Molecule: messenger RNA, 640 nt
Organism: Eruca vesicaria subsp. sativa (arugula)
Lineage: Eukaryota; Viridiplantae; Streptophyta; Magnoliopsida; Brassicales; Brassicaceae
Source: the annotation of a GenBank genome assembly
CGAAAUCGCUACUCAUUAUCAAUCAAUCGAUGGCGGCCAAGAGAUUCGGUGGAGCCGGUAAACCUAACGGCGGAGAUUCAAACAUCUUGGCGAAGAUCUCCAAUUCCGAGAUCGUCUCUCAAGGGAGACGCGUCGCUGGAGAUGCUGUAGGAGUGUCGACGAAACUGCUGUGGAGCACGGGGAAAGCCGCGUGGAUCGCUGGUACAACUUUUCUGAUCCUCGUCGUUCCGUUGAUCAUCGAGAUGGAUCGUGAAGCGCAGCUCAACGAAAUUGAUCUUCAGCAGGCUAGCCUUCUCGGAGCUCCUCCGCAAAGGGGAUUCUAGAAAAAGUCCUAUGAACGAUGUUAACGGUUUUUCCUCUGUUUUAUUUUUAUCGGUUUUUCUGUUAUGGUUCGACCGGAUUCGAAUAUUCUCGUAAGGUUCAAAGCUUUGUUUUGAUUAUCAUCUUCGGAAGCUAAAACAUAUGAUAUUUAGGCGAUGAAGUUUAAGUUUUUAUGUUAUCUGGCAUGUUCUAUGUGUCUUAAGUUUGUGGAUGGUUUUGAUGUUUUAUGUGUCGUGGAGAUUUGAGUUUUAGACAAAUAAUGGGCAAGUUGGUUUAUGAUCUUGUUUGGUUUUGAUUCGUUGAGGGUUUAAGGUGAAAG